Molecule: messenger RNA, 888 nt
Organism: Loa loa (African eye worm)
Lineage: Eukaryota; Metazoa; Nematoda; Chromadorea; Rhabditida; Onchocercidae
Exons: 5
Coding region: 1-888 (295 amino acids)
Source: RefSeq, a predicted model, not a curated record
AUGGAUAAUCACAAAAAUAUCAUUGAUCGAGCUCGAAUUACAAUAUUUAUAUCGGUUUUUUUGCUUACAAUAAUGAGCAUUAUAUAUAUAUCGUUGUUUCUACGCAUUGAACGUACAAAGCAACAUUUGCAAAAACGAAUGGCAAUAUUAGAGGAAACAAAACGAAACAUUUGGAUAGAUGUUCUUGCAUUACGAAAAGCUCAAACUAUAAAACGAGAUGUUUAUCCGGAACAUCUCAUGACGAAUGAAUAUCAACAAUGCAUGUCAUGCAUCAGUUUACAAUGUCCACCUGGACCUAGAGGACCGCCAGGUUUAGAUGGAGAACCUGGUAUAGAUGGUCUUCCUGGUAGACCAGGUAAGGCUGGUAUCGAUGGAAUUGAUAUACUAGGUCAUGCUGAACCUAAUUUCCCUUGCGUAAUUUGUCCUGCAGGACCGCCGGGCAAUCAUGGAGAGCAAGGAGAGCAGGGUAGACCGGGUGCUCCUGGAAAAGUCGGACCACCUGGGUUGCCUGGUAAACCAGGGUUACCGGGUCGAGUGGGACCACCAGGAUUGCCAGGUAAGCAAGGUGAAGAAGGCGAUGCUGGUAUCAAAGGAUCACCCGGUGAUGAUGCUAUCGGUGGAGUGGGCAUCAAAGGGUUGCCUGGACCACCAGGACCUCGUGGUCCUAAAGGUCCCCCUGGACCGAAUGGUAUUGCUUCGAAUGAUGUAGGACCUCCAGGGCCUAUCGGUGAAACAGGACCUCGUGGCCCACCAGGAAAGCGUGGUGAGUCGGGACCGCCAGGGCCAAGUGGGCUACCAGGAGAAGUAGGCCCACCAGCAGGACAUUGUGAAUCAGAUUGCGGUAUCCAAGAAGUAAUAGCACCAUCUAUUCUGGAGUUAGAUGCCUAA